This is a messenger RNA of Scutellospora calospora, 179 nucleotides long. The record is from the annotation of a GenBank genome assembly. NCBI's taxonomy places the organism in Eukaryota, Fungi, Glomeromycota, Glomeromycetes, Diversisporales, Gigasporaceae.
UAAUAACAAUUUUGGAUGUUUUAAGUUGUUCAGUUCAUACUAUAAAUUCGACCAGAAAAUCUUUUCUUCGUUCUAUUUGUAUUGGAGAUCCAGCUGUUAAAGAUAUUCAAAGUGGAGGAAUAAACCUAUUUACUGCGUCAAAUAGUGUGUUGCUUACAAAAUCUGUUAACGAAUAUUAA